AUGAGCAACACGAAGAUACACUAUCAGCCUCUCCAACGGCGCAGACGCAGAUCCGACCAAGUCUCGCCAACCUCACCUUCAUUUUCCAGACGCUUCCUUGACCGUCCCAAUAGGCUCAGCGAUAGUCUCAGCCCCGCCGAACCUACAUCGGGAACCGACGACUCGGACAGUCCCUCUCGUAAUCUCGCCCUAGGCUCUCCCACCUACGACCGUCUCGCUUCACCUUCCGUCGCUCAAACAUUCAUCAAUGACCAGACUCCUUUUCAACGAGCCUCGGACGAGACUGGUCGGCCUGGAGACCGCACCACUGACGAGGCUGCUCGUCCUGCCACGAGCGAUGCAGUGGACCAUGUCAGUCCUCAUACCAGGCCAGAGGCCAAUCCGCAAGGCUUUUACCACUCAAGACCCUCUCCAGUCUCGUACGUCUCGAGCCCUGCCGAUCACCGAGAAAGAAUAUCUUUAGAUACACCCACAAGGCUAGGGGGCAAUGCCUCCUCUCCAAGCCUGCGCAACCACAGCUUUGAUCGUGCUACGCAUGAUGAGUCUGUUCCAAUCAAGGGACAUGCAGGCAAAAAGAGCAGGUUGAACCUUCUGAACCCAAUGAGUUUACUGGCUCGCCGACGAGUUUCGCAGACGCAGAAGCUAGAAGAUGUCAGUCUAAGCAUAAAGACAUUGUCUGUACCCGCUCUGCCGGACAAUUUCGACCCUAGCAUCCGAGGCAAGGUCGUGCAUGACUUUUCCGCCCCGCGGACUCGCCGGUUGUACUCUCAGAACGACGUCGGCAGCGUGGACUCCCCAGUCUUGCACUCCGGAUAUGGAUCCGAUCCCAGUCGAGUUAAUGAGUCUCCAAAGUUGAGACUGGCAUCGACCGGGACACCACCCGUACCUCAUAGUCCAAUGUUCAAAGAACACUUCCAGGAUGAUAGGCCAUCGUUACAGCCGGAGCGGACUGGUUAUCUGCACAACAUCAGUGCCUUCGGCGGCCCCCAUGGCUCUAACCAGGAGCAGGAGAGUGUUCCGGCUUUUGCAAAACGGCUACCAUCUACAGUACCUCAACCCGGCGUUGAUCAUACAUCUGAAAUGUCCGAUAAGGAAAACCUGCCGCUCCCUUCUCCAGGGGAGCCGUCACCUCCUCCACCCACACCGCCACCUAAAAGGACACCCUCCCCGAAGUUCGAUGUGCCACCACCCGCCACACUUCCCAAACAUAUGACAAGCACGUCUUCCCGAUUUAGUUUCCAGAUUGGUGGGUCGGGCUCCUCUGCACAGGAAAAGCUGCUCGAGGAGAAGCACAAACAGCAUGAAGCGACCAAAAAGAGUACUGCUCCAGACGCCGACGACGAUGAGGACGAAUACGCCAACUAUGACUUUGAGGAAGAUGAUGGUCUGGAGGAGAAAAUCCCCGGUGUCAAUACUGACCUAGACGAUGAUGAAGGAUUUAUUGUUCCGGCAGGUAAUGCUUUGGAAGCGCGAUACGCCGCCCCCGGCGCCGAGGAGACACCGUCUGCAGAGGUGAAUCAUGCAAUCCAACGAGAUUCCUUGCAAGGCUUUCAUUUCACGCCCCAGUCAAUGACUUUCAGCCCUACUAGCACGAAUAAUGCCUCUCAGCCGACCCCAAGGGAUCAUGACGGCUUCGCCAUAGGGAUAGCAGACUCAAGAGAGCCUUCUCAUGAUGAGCAACUGGAUGUCGAUCCCAAAGAUGGAUUGGUCGAUGUCAGCAUGGUGUCUAUGCUCGGUGGUCUGGGGAUCACAUCCACAGGCGCGCAUCCACGGCGGUCGCAACAAUUGUCUCGUCCCCAGGGGCAGGUAUUUGAUGACGAGGACCUAUAUUUUGAUGACGGAGAAUUUGACCAUGAGGAACCCAUCCCAUCGGGAACUCUUUUUGAUGAACAGAUAUUCGAUGAUGAAACGGGCAAGAUUCGAGACCUUCCGGCUGAAAAUGCUCGGAAAUUUGAGGCGGCUCGACUGUCGGCAGGCUUUGACGGAGAAGUCAAGCCGGUAACCCCCUGGGGUCACCAAACGGACGGAAUUCUGUCACAUGGGUUGGAUGGAAGAAUUGGCCCGAAACGAGGCUCGCAAGCUUCCCCUGGUUGUCAGCCGGUGGACCAAAGUUCCUUCAUGCACGAAGGCCACGUCACAGGUCUGACAGAAACAAAUCUGGCUGCUUACCAUGAUGCACUGGCUUUUGCAGCAAAUCAGGCGGCAGCAAACGGGAAGUUCGACCGGAAAGUCAGCUUUGGCCAGAAUUCCGAUGACUCUUGUCAAUCUAGACUCGAAACCAGCCAAAACGGGAUGAUAUCUGAUGACAGCCGCUUCAGUCACAACUUCAGUUCUGCGAUUGCGGAGGACGAUGGGUUCCCAUUUGACGACGACCUGGAAGACGAUCCCAUGAUAGCCGAAGCCAAUGCUGAGGCUCUGGCAAACGACGACGAAGGCUUCUACGGGCAGGAAUUUGGCUUUUACGCCCGCUCGCACGGCAAAGGGAAUUCGGAGCCCGUGAAUGGCGGCUAUUUCGCGGAACGCGGCUCCAAUGGUAUCAAGCGAAGCCACAGUGGCAAGGCCAAUUUCCAAGAGCCCAGUCUAACCCCCAUCACCGAACGUAGCGAGUGGAGUACGAGGAAUUCGGUAGUGUCCCUACAGCUCCCUGGCGGAGUUCCUGCUUCCGCGCAUUCCUUGCCAAGCCCAGGAAUUGCCCAGCUCCUGGAACUGGAUUCUCCGGGCUACGACGACGACGACAUAAGUUUCAGCGCACUACUAAAACUCCGCGGAAGAACCUUUGGCGGCAGUUCUUCGAGUAUAAACAGUUUAGGGAGUGGGCAUCCUGCGAGUUCGCCUCUGGCUCAUAUGUCCAGUCACUCAUUUGCUCAUCCGGAUAUUGGGCAUGGACGCAAGUCAUCAUCAAUCCAGGGCCGCUCGUCACCCGCAGGAAUUCCAGAAUCGGAAGAGGAGGAUGAGGAGGGGGACAGGCCAACAUUGACGCAAAACACGCCGCGGAAGGAGUUGAACGACAUGGUGGCGUUUACGUCGCAGGAAGAGCUUCCCAUGUCACCAGCAUCUUUUGGCGGGGAACGACGGAGAGGUCACCACAGCCGGACCAGUAGUGGUGCAGAAAGUGUCAGCUACGCGCGUGACGCCGAUGGUCGCUGGGUGUUGGAGAGAAGGCGGACGGAUGAGGACAGUGGGACGGAAUUUGUCGACCGAGAAUACAUUGCGGGAGCUCGAAUCUAG
Messenger RNA from Capronia epimyces CBS 606.96, 3228 nucleotides. RefSeq lists its product as uncharacterized. The coding region runs from base 1 to 3228 and encodes 1075 amino acids. The record is from RefSeq and is a predicted model, not a curated record. The transcript has a single exon. Lineage: Eukaryota; Fungi; Ascomycota; Eurotiomycetes; Chaetothyriales; Herpotrichiellaceae.